AUGAAGGAUACCGACAAGGCCCGUGGUGAGCAUGUUGAAGUGGUAGACGAUGAGUCCUCUGGCCAGGAGCUGGAUGGGAUAGUCAAGGUUGUAGGAACUGUGAAAUUGACCGAAGACCACAUUGUUUAUAUCCCAACGCCAACGGCGGAUCCACGAGGUACGGUGAACACCAGAAUGGAGUUCAAAAUUUGGGAAUCCUUGAGCUUACUUGGCAAAGACCCAUUAAAUAUGCCGUUAUGGCAGAAAACAGUGAUUCUCGUUGUGAUAUCUACUUUUGCAACAUUAGGUGUCGCCCUCGUCUCUGGAUUCGGUGGUAUAAUGACCUUCUAUAUCCCCGAAUACAGUGCGGCCGGCAAGGACUAUGCAGAUAUUACUGCGUUGAUGACAUACCCAACACUGUUCAUGGGAAUUGGAAAUCUCAUAGGAAUGCCUCUUGCCAUUGGCGUCGGUCGUCGAAUCGUUAUAUUGGGCUUCACUCUAGUCCUCAUACUUGGAGCUGCAUUAUGCGCCGUCGCUAAAACGUACGAAUGGCAUCUUGCUGCUCGUAUGAUCCUGGGACUAUGUGCAGGACAGAGUGAAGCACUGGUUCCAAUGAUAACUCAGGAACUAUUUUUCCUCCACGAGAGAAGUAAAUGUCUUAUGACUCAACAGGCUAUUCAAGUAGUCUUGACCACCAUUUACGUUCUCUUCGGGAGUCCUAUCGCAGGAGCUAUCACACCGGCAGGCUGGUACUGGCUCGGAGCCGGACUAGCAGGACUCCAGUUCCUAAUCGCCCUUUUCCUUCUUCCGGAGACCAAAUAUGACCGAAAUCAGGCCACAUAUCAGGAAGAUUCAGUAUCGGAGAACCUAGGCAAAUCAGAUCUCGAAGCUAACAUAGAGCUCAAAUCAACUUCGAAAGUAUGCAAAGUCAAACCGCCUCUUGACUACGUGCAUUAUGAGGCGCGUACCUGGAAAUCAGAUAUGCGACUCUGGAUCGGUGAACCUGAGUGGCGCAAGGCAGCCGACGUGCUUAAACAAACCUUCCAAUUUCUCCUCUUCCCAAAUGUUUUCUGGGCUCUAUGCAUAAACGGCCUCACAAUUGGCGUAAACAUUGCCAUCGGAACUACAUACGGCACAAUCCUCACAGGGACCCCAUACAAUUGGCCCGACACAAGCACCAGCUACGUGAAUUGCGGACAGAUUAUUGUCGCGCUAGUAGGCCUCCCACUAUUCGGGUUCGGAUCGGACUCGUUAAUUCGCUGGCGCGCAAAACGCAACAAUGGCAUGCACGAGCCAGAGACUCGGCUUAUUCCGCUCGUUUUCCCCGUUAUCAUUGGAUGUUUCACUGCGGUGCUUUACGGACAAGGCGCAACGCAUCCGGAGCAGUAUCACUGGUUUGUAUAUGUGUGGGCGGUCGCGGGGUAUUAUCUCUGCUUUGUGGGUGCGAAUAUUGUGGCGAUUACGUACUUGUUGGAUAGUUACCCUGGGAGUUCAGGCCCGCUUUUGGUUAUUAUUUGUGCUUUUCGAGGCUUUAUCUCAUUUGGAACGAGUUAUGGAACAAGUGCCUUUGUGACGAGGAGUGGGUAUGAUGGAGCGUUUGGCAUAUUUGGGGCUUUGACGGCUGUAUUGGGGCUGUUGGGUUUGCCGGUUUAUUUUUGGGGGAAGAAUAUUCGACACUUCACCGGGAGGUUCACUAAGAGUAAAACAGAUUGA
Penicillium pulvis is the source of this 1692-nucleotide messenger RNA. RefSeq lists its product as uncharacterized. The record is from RefSeq and is a predicted model, not a curated record. The coding region runs from base 1 to 1692 and encodes 563 amino acids. Gene Ontology annotation, cellular component: membrane. Gene Ontology annotation, molecular function: transmembrane transporter activity. Lineage: Eukaryota; Fungi; Ascomycota; Eurotiomycetes; Eurotiales; Aspergillaceae. The transcript has 5 exons. Gene Ontology annotation, biological process: transmembrane transport.